AUGUUUAAAAAAAUAGCUGUAGGUAUUUCAGGUGGAGUAGAUAGUGCCAUUGCUGCACUACUACUAAAAAGAGCAAAUUACCAGGUAGAAGGAGUAUUUAUGCGAAAUUGGGAUAGUAAUUAUGAAGCAGGAUUUUGUUCUGAUGAAAAAGAUUUUGAAGAUGCAUCAUUUGUAUGCCGUAAGCUUGAUAUACCUUUGCAUAGAGUUCACUUUAUUAAGGAAUAUUGGAAUGAUGUCUUUACUGUCUUAAUAAAGGAAUAUGAGACUGGGCUCACACCAAACCCUGACAUUUUAUGCAACAGAUAUAUAAAAUUUGAUAGAUUUUUUGAACAUUGCAGGAACAAUUUAGCUGUUGAUGCUAUAGCAACUGGACACUAUGCCAAUACAUCUUUUGGUCCUUUCUUGGAAAAUUAUAAUGAAAAUGAAGGUGUGAGAUUACUACAGCCUGAAGACAAACAUAAAGAUCAAACAUUCUUUUUAUCACAAGUAAAACAAUUUUCUCUUAGGAAAUGUAUGUUUCCAAUAGCUAACCUUUUGAAGAGCCAAGUCAGAGAAAUAGCUAGGAAAGAAGGUCUACUUCAAAUAGCUAGCAAGAAAGAUAGUACUGGAAUUUGUUUCAUAGGAAAAAGAAGAUUUAAGGAAUUUAUUGAUGAUUUUAUUCAAAUAAAAAAAGGUAACUUUAUUGAUAUAGACACAGGUCAAAUUGUAGGAGAGCAUUCUGGAGUACAUAAAUGGACAGUUGGGCAAAGAUGUUGUCUUAGUAAUUGGAAACAUCCUUAUUUUGUAUUAAAAAAAGAUAUGGAAACAAAUAAUAUAUAUGUGGUUGCAGGAACUGAGCAUCCAGCUUUGUGGAAUAAUCUAUGCAACACAGAAAAACCUCAUUGGAUUAAUGAUGAACCUAUUGAAUUAAAACACAAUAAUAUUUUAAAUUGCUUAUUUAGAUUUCAACAUACAAAACCAUUAGUACCUUGUCAAGUUUUCAGCAAUCAUGAAGGAUUAACAAUUUUAUUGCACCAAAAGUUACGAGCACUAACUGAGGGACAGUUUGGUGUGUUGUAUAAAAAUGAAGAAUGCCUUGGUAGUGCAAAAAUUAAAAAUGUUUGCCAUAAUUUAGUGUUU
This is a messenger RNA of Brenthis ino (lesser marbled fritillary), 1119 nucleotides long. The record is from the annotation of a GenBank genome assembly. NCBI's taxonomy places the organism in Eukaryota, Metazoa, Arthropoda, Insecta, Lepidoptera, Nymphalidae.